AUGCCCUACACUGUCACUCUCUCCCAGCUGCCCAAGGACCAGGAGGCCAAGGCUCACACUGCAUACAUGUCCACCAGACUUGGAGACAGCCUGCUGGCCAUCUACUCAGAUGCCUCUUCAGUGCAAGGUGGCACUGGCAUUGGAGUUGGUCUGACAGCACUGGACUGGUACCUCAACGACGAGGGUUGUCUUGUGCUAGGGAAUGCGGCUGAGCAAUUAGCGUCGAUCCCACCUGUGAGGCAGAACCUUCAUGUUGCUUAG
Molecule: messenger RNA, 261 nt
Organism: Macroventuria anomochaeta
Lineage: Eukaryota; Fungi; Ascomycota; Dothideomycetes; Pleosporales; Didymellaceae
Exons: 2
Coding region: 1-261 (86 amino acids)
Source: RefSeq, a predicted model, not a curated record